AAAAUUUUUCGAGGUCACGUUGCGUAGUAUGCUGGGAAGGAUUCGUCGGUCGCACAGGUGUUGCAGGAAGGACGGAUUCUCACGAACACCAGCGACGGGCGUCGCUUCGGAAGUGCAUACGUGUAAGCAAAAAUUGUUUACUUCCUCGCAUCUGGCCGAUGCUGAGGGCGAGGAACGCACUAACACUGCGAUGGUUGGGAGUGUAAACAAGCCGGUAGCUAUAGCAACAGCUGAUUUUUAAUCGGGCGACGUUCGACGUCAGCUGUGUGCCGGUCACCAACACCAAUGAGAGCGCGGCGCUCACGAGCGAUGGGUGACCCAAGCUGGUGGUAGUGGUGCUAGAACCGGAGUGCUUGGAUGCGAGCUACUCGAGGGUAAACAUAAAUUUUUCAAUUCAUUUCAGUUUUGACCGUUCCCGAGUGCAUCCGUGCGAUAUAUCCGCGCGUCCUCCGUUAUAGUUGAGUCUAGAGGGAGAGAGAUUGGAAUAGGCGAUUUUGAAGGUGCGGCGGCCGCCACAGACGGCGAUCGAAGCAGGAGGAGGCACACAGGUCAGGGAAAGGGGAAUCAAUAUGUGAGACGAACAAGAACAAGCGCAGCGGAAGAAGAAACGGCUGCCGUUCACAGUGAGGCGGAGGCGGAGAAGAAGAUUUAAUGAGUUUCCGUUAAUGUUGUUAGAAUUGUUAAGUGUUACGCAUCGUUACGGUUAAGUUUGCUUCUUGUGUGCAGUUGUGCGAUUCUUUACGGAACUUAGUUGACAGAAGGAGGGGCAGGAAGUUAGCCCGGUUAGUUAGUUUUUUCUUUCGGGAAAGUGUUGAGUAAUCGAAACUUUGCAGGAGGUGUUGGCGACGCAGUUGCCUCUUGUACCAGCGAAAAAAAAAACGGGAGUAAGAGAGUGUGGUUUAUGAUUUGUACACUUGUGACACAGCGCAUCGUCGUGUGAGAAGAAAAGAGCGUUGAGUGAGCCUCAAAAAAAAGUUUCAAGAAGGAAGCACGCAAAUCAGGAGCAGUAGCAUAGCGUGUCCAGUGAAAAUCAGCAGAAACGAACCAGACACGGCAAACGCUGAGCUGGUGGGAACACAGGAAGAGAGGUGCCUUCGGCUCGGCCAUAUUUAGAUAAUUGAAAAGCGGAGCAACGCGACGAGCAGCCGAGAAAAAACAAAAAAGCGAAACGGAAAGAAGUACGCUCUGUCAAAGACCUAUUUUUCGUGUCAGAGUACGUGUUGUUUGUUGUCUUGUUCCCCAUCGGUGGUGGCUAACAACAACGACACAUCGGCGACGCCAUUUAGGGAAUUACUAAGCAGGCCGAGUUUCUGUGUGUUUUCACGGUGUGUCUGUAAUAACACAUCGCCUACUUCAGUUUGUGUGCAGUGCGAUACAGUUUCUCGUUUCUACAAUUGAUUGAAAUUGACAGUUGUGUGUUUUCGUUGUCACAUUGUUGUCUGUUGUACUCUUCGUUCCGUUCGUUUGUGUAAAUGUUUGGUGAUUCAGUGUGACGCAGUUUGGAAAGUUUGGACAAUCUCCGGACAGGACUACUACGAUUACGAUCGAGGAAAUUUUCCAGUGGAUCCCAGUAUGAAAACGAAUGUCUCCAGAGCGGCAUCCUUCGCACGACGAUGUUGAUAGUGGUGGCGGCGGAGGAGGAAGCGCAAUUAUCGGUGGCCACGUUACAGUAGAAACUUCGUCACCCGUCCCCAGCCCGGGACCAGAUUUGAAAGACCACCCCUCGUCGACGUCAUUUGCGACGUCCAUCGGCUCCAGCAUGGUGCUCUCGUCGAUCCCCCUGGAAGCCAAUCACCAGCUCAUCCUGCAGCAGCACCUGGCUCAGCAGCAUCACAUAAUUGCCACAUCUGGCAACACCAAUCAGAACAGCAACAACAACAACAGCAACAGUAGUGCAAUCAGCAGCGCCACCAACGGUGGCGUAGGCAACCAUAGCAUAAUAAUCAACAACAACACUAGCUUUAAGAACCACAACAGCAACAGUAACAAUAUCAUAAUUAGCGGUAGCGGAUUAGGCGGCGGAAACGGUAACAAUCAUACCUACACAAUAAAUCUGAGUAGCAGUGGUGGCGGUGGCGGUGGCAGCGUUGCCAGUCACAACGGUCACGCGAUGAUUCAGAGUUAUGCCACCCCUGCAGGCAGCGUGGCAGCAGGCGGCCACCAUGGUCAUCAUCAUCAUCAGCAGCACCAGCAAUUUUACUCUGCGCCAAACAACGUCGUUGUGAGUUCGGGUGCCGGUAGCCAUGGCAACGUUGCCGUGGCGACAGUGUCAUCGACGGCGGCGACGGUCGUGGCGCCACCCGCCACGUCGACGUCGUCGUCGUCGUCGACCUCGUCCGCAUCCAAAUUGGUCGUACUGCAGCAAGGACAUCUCGGCGAGAAUUAUAUAACCACAACGGAAAGCAUGAACGGCGUGGGCAACAUUGUCCUGCUCGCCACGGAACAAAUGGACAUGAGCAGUGCGGAGCACGACUUCAUCAACAACAACGUGGUCAUCACCACGAGCAGCGGCAGCAGUUCCAGUGUUGCCAGUCAUCUCAACAGCGGCAGCACCAAUCAUCAUCCUGCCCAUCAUAAUCACCAGCAGCAUCACCAUUCGCAGCAGCAGCAGCAGGCGACGCUGCAGCAACAUAUCCGCAACGGGACGGUGCUGACGGCCGUGCACGGUGCGGGCGGGACCAGCCAGGUCGUAAUCAACACCGACGAGGAACUGACUCCGCUGACUUGGCUGCACGAUAAGAACCUGUUGAAAGGCAUAAAUCUGUCCAAGGUCCCAGUGUCUUCGCCGGAUAGUCCCCGGCAGGCAGGUGGUGGUCACCUGUCACCCACCAGUGACUUCGUGGAGGACUCCAGCGUCUCGGAGGACAAUACGUCCUCCGCCAAUUCGUCCUCGGAUCAGAGUAUCGGUGUGUUCUGCACGGAAACAAUCCCGUCAAGUGCACGCCAUUUGACGGUUGGCACUGGUCCCACUCAUCACAGGUUCCAGCUUACCAACGGGGCCGGUGGACAACAAACCAUCACCACCAUCAACGGAAACACCAUCAUCGAGUAUCCGGUGAUUUCCUCAGACGACAAGGACCUUAAGUCUCCGUCAUCAACCGCUUCCUGUGCAUCGUCUACGUCGUCCACUUCUUCGUUGUACAACCAUUCGGCAACUUCGCCGAACCCAACGUCCGGCUCGGUGCAGAAUGGUUCAACCAGUGGUGCCAGCACGCCUCAUCAGCACUUCCACAAAAAGUACCUGCGAGAGGAGCACGUGAAGCAGCUGAAACAGGUCAGCAGCUCCUACGUGACCCCCGUUAAACAAUUGUCCAGUGCCGUCAAGUACGAGGAAGGUGAAAUUAUCGAAGAGCGUCCGUAUCCACCGGCAGCGCCGAUGAAGAACGGCUACCCGUCGCCGAACGUGAGCAGCGACGAAUACGGCAGUACCUACGGCAGCGGAGGAGGCAGUAUGAGACCUCCGUCGCCUCCGCUAUCGCCUCAGCACCACCUGGUGCAAGGGCAGUCCCUGAACGGCGGCGCAAUCCACGUGCUUCCACAGCACCCGCCAUCGUCGCCACAACCGCAGCAGCCAUCCUCCAAGCUGUCGCCGCCGAAAGCCAAGCAUCCGACCAACGUGCCAUACGAUCCACUGGUUCACAUCAGCAGCAAACCGCCGUUCAGUUUCAGCUCACUGAUCUUCAUGGCCAUCGAGAACGCCCAACAGAAGGCCUUACCGGUGAAGGAGAUCUACGCGUGGAUUGUGCAGCAUUUUCCGUACUUCAAGACGGCACCGACUGGGUGGAAGAACAGUGUUCGACAUAACCUUUCGCUGAACAAGUGCUUCCAGAAGGUGGAAAAGGCAGCGAACCUCGGCAAAGGCUCGCUGUGGAUGGUCGAACCGCAGUACCGGCCCAACCUGAUCCAGGCUCUGUCGCGAUCGCCGUUCCAUUCCGGGUCCGGAAUCGACAAGACCACCUACAAGGCCAUGCAGCAACAGGCUCAGCAGCAAGCGCAACAACAGCAACGCUCAACUGACAGCCCUACCAGCAGUGUUGGCAGCAGCUAUUCCAAGGACAACUUUCCGUACCUCGCUAGUCGUUUGGCACCGGUUGACGCACAAAACGGUGUCCACCUGUCGCACCACAUGAACGGCGGCCAGCAGCAGCACCCGUCGGAUCUGGACGGGGACGAUUUUAGCCGGUCGUCUACCCCGAUCGACUACGAUGGCGAUCUUCCUCACCAGCACCUGCAUCAUCACCACCUCCAGUCGUCGGCAUCGGGUGGGCUACCGUACCACGUGGCGUACCACCAUCCACCGCCGCCGUCGUCUUCCGGUCCGCUGGGACCACCUUCCGGUGGUUCGAAUGGAUUCCUCCCCGGUGCAGGAGGAGGAGGAGGCAGUGUGAUUCUGCCCAAUGGGCAGAGCGUCCUGGCUGGCGAUAUCAUCGGCCGAGACUGGAGCGCGGACACGAUCGAUGACGUGAACGCGGCCACCGCCAUGUUGGCACUGAAGCACGGACCAAAAAUUUUCACCGAGGGAUUCCAGAAUGGAACUCCUCCGGUAAUCACCACCUCUCCCAGCGAGGAUCACACCUACUCCGCCGGCGGUACAAUCCCGCCUUCGGGUCUGAGCGAACGCUCCAGUCAAAACAACAGCGACAACAACAGCAACGGAACGUCGUCCGAUGCCGCCUACGAGAGCAGCGAGGAAAGUCAUAACCUGGUGAUAGAGGACCAGGAGGAGCAGCGCCGCCUAGCGGGUGUGGACGCCCUGUUGAACCUCGCCGGCAUCACCAACUACGCUCCCAUGUCGGGAAGCACCGGCAACACUGGACUGAAGCGGCCUGCCGAGCCCACCGCUAACUACGACGAACCGGUUGCUGCGCUGUACGGCCAGCGUUCCCCGUACCAUCAGCCGGCAUCGCAUCACCAGCUGGAAGUCACGCCCCCCUCCGGAUACGGUGGCGGCCAGCAUCAGGCCACGAUCCGCAGCUACAGCUACGGGCUGGCGGACGAUCUAAGCCUGCAGUACUCGCCGUCGCCAUCGCCGUCGAAAAAGAGCAAAAGCUCGUCUUCCUCGUCUUCGGCUGCGACCGCUUCCGCCUCGGUGCGGAUGCUCAAAAAGUUCAAGAAGAAGGCCUCCUGGGUACGGUAAUAUCGUGCCGAAACGGACCAGCAGCAGCAGCAGCAGCAGUAAGAGAGCCCUAGUUGAAUUCCGCCUCAGAGGGAAACUGUGUACAUCCGGUACAUUCGUGGAUACCGUUUCUUCGUUGGUUAAGUGCUAAAAUCAAAGCUCUAGUUAAAUAUGCUUUAUAUUUAUAGUCAAUUUUUCUUUGUAUAAGUGUUGUUUUUAAGCCAGACAGACUGUGCAAGCAAAGCAAAAACUUUUUAUAUGGAUGUUUAAGUGAAGAAAGUGCUACUUCCAACACUUCUCUGUGGGGAAAUCGUGCAGCAUUUGAUGGACGCAGGAGAUUGUCGCACGAUGCUCGGGUUUCCUGGGAUGACGUUUGACGUUUAUUGCGAUUGACGUUUCGUCUGUCAAGUUUGACAGUUUGAAGAAUGAUUUUCUAUCUAGCAUGCGUCCUUUGACGGUCUAUCGAUAACUUUGAUAAUCAGCUUUAUCGAUUACCUGUUACAAGUAAGACAUCAGGCUUUAUAUCGUUAUGUUUAUGAUAGUUGCGAGAACGAAACUUUACUCACACUAUCAUGCCUAGUUUAACCUUCAUCCGUAGAGUGUGCUGUCGCUUGAUUCGCAGCAGUGCUGCUAGUCUACUUGAUAAAGUGUUGUUCGAAUAUCAAACGUCAAUUGAUUGUCAAAAAAACGUCAAAGCGAACUGUUCUGUCAAAGCGAGUGUUAGUUUGACACCGUCUUUAGCGACCCGACUAAUACAAAAUCCGCUGCGCACUUAAAUUUUGGCGUCGUCUCUCGCAAACGCACGCCCAAAAAUCCAAUUGCAUUUGAUUGUUUAUUUUUUUUCUGUUGAAAAAGUUAUUAUUUAUUUAGAUGGGUCGGAAGUGGGAGCAGCAGUACUAAAACAAAAAAGAGAAAAGUCUAAACACAUUUAGAGGGCAAAACAAAAAAAAAACGAACAGUAGAAGAGAUAGUUUAGGGAGCGUGGCGAUCGGACCCGUCCCUGUGCUGUCAGUAAGUAGUUGUUAGUGAGACACGUUACUCGGAAGCAGGGGGGAGCAGGAGGAAUGAACUUAGUCACUCGCGCCUUUCAUUUUUACCUAGAAUUUAGGGAGAUAAUUUUUCUAUAAACUAUAUAAACAAGCAAACUAGCAAUCGAGCGAGGAAGAGUGGGAGAGAAGCUGUGCGCGAGAGAGAGAGAGAGGGUGAAAGUGGAAAUGCAAACGAGGUUACUGAUAAGAAUCAUUACAAUCACAAACACCUACACACAUACGCAACCAUAUGGAAACACAAAUAGCAAUGUAAACAAAUCCGCAAGCAAAGAAAGCGUGCAUGGCGUCUAUCGUGGAUGACAGACGUCAAGCUGCUGCCGGGAAGCGCUUCAAGCACCAAUCAAAGAUGGCCACGGCACGGCCGGCGACUGGGAGAGCCUUUAGAAGCAAUGCAUCAUCGUAGUAGCCGUCGAAGGUUUCCGUUUUGUUUUUUCGCCACUUGUCAAGCUUUGUUUUUGUUUUGCUUUUAGAAACGGUGCCAAUGCAGUUGAAAAAAGUGUGUAAUAAGCUGGAAGCUAGGGAGAUCUGUUUCUAUUUUUCCGCGGUAAUCCGUUGUGUUGAUAAGCAUACCUAGGAGAGUAAGUUUCAUUGCAGUUGUAGCGUUUAGCUCUGAUGAAUGAUGAUUUCAAAUUGUGGUUAAGUUUGUACGAGGUAAACACGUUGUUGAAUCAGUACUAAGGUGUCGAUUAAGCCGCCGCUCCAGAGCGGCACCCUUAUUGGAAGGUUAUAAAUAUGAAAAUGUAUCAUUUAUUGAGUUGA
This is a messenger RNA of Aedes albopictus (Asian tiger mosquito), 6924 nucleotides long. RefSeq names its product forkhead box protein O3 (gene CHES-1-like). The record is from RefSeq and is a predicted model, not a curated record. Bases 1583 to 5137 code for a protein of 1184 amino acids. NCBI's taxonomy places the organism in Eukaryota, Metazoa, Arthropoda, Insecta, Diptera, Culicidae. Gene Ontology annotation, cellular component: nucleus. Gene Ontology annotation, biological process: regulation of DNA-templated transcription. Gene Ontology annotation, molecular function: cis-regulatory region sequence-specific DNA binding; DNA-binding transcription factor activity. The transcript is spliced from 11 exons.